Molecule: messenger RNA, 423 nt
Organism: Bathycoccus prasinos
Lineage: Eukaryota; Viridiplantae; Chlorophyta; Mamiellophyceae; Mamiellales; Bathycoccaceae
Exons: 1
Coding region: 1-423 (140 amino acids)
Source: RefSeq, a predicted model, not a curated record
AUGAGGAGGGGUCGAAGGAAGAGCGCGCGGAGGAGAGUCCGCGCUUUACAUUUACUAUAUAAUCACAUCAAAUAUUUUAAAAGAGAGAGAGAGAGAGAGAUAAAGACUGAUACGAGGAGAGAGUCAGAGAGAGAGAACACGCGUUUCUCGCGGCGGCGAAAGCUUCAAAAGCGGGUGCUGUUCUCUGACGACUCGCUACUUCUCUGUUGCCUUUUUUGUAAUAGUAGAGAAAAGAGAGAGAAAGAAAAAGAUAAUAACACACACACACACGCACUAAAACGACUACUCUUCUUCUUCUUCUUCUUCUUCUUCUUCUUUAACUUUAACUUCUUCUUCUCUGUCUUCUUCUUCUUUGUCUUCUUCUUAAACGCGCUUCGGUCCGCAGAUUUUAUAAACCCUAAACACAAAAAAACCCUAAACUAA